GAAGGAAGCUUCCUCGAACCUUCACUCCUCUCUCCACUGUAGUUGAAAAUGGCGUCCAUUUAAUGGCCUCUUCCUCGCCUUCCUUCCUCCCAGUUUCCUCCUCCUCCCCGGUGAAACCACCUUCUUCUCUUUCUUCUCUCUGAGAAGCGAUCUGGUGCGGCAUUAUCUGUGGUGGCUUGGGUUAUGUGGUAUGCUUUUGGGCGGGAGAAGGGAGGAAGAUGAAGCUGGCAAAGAAGAUACCCGCUCUCUUCAGAUCUUCCUCCUCCAAGUCCCGCUCCCCCUCCGUCUCCCGCUCCAACCCCUCCUCCUUUAGCUCCUCCUCCUCCUCCUCCUCCUCUUCCGGCGACAUGAAGGCCGGCACGCCCAAGAGCGUGCUCCCCAGGUUCCCCUCCGGCGCCUGGCCCGAGUGCCCCCCCGACGAGGUCCACUGCGACUUCACCGAGGUGUUCCGCAUCCUGGACAAGGACGGCGACGGGAAGAUCGCCAGGGCGGAGCUCGAGGACGUGCUGCGGCGCCUCGGCUCCGCCACGCCCGCCGAGGUGUCCCUCAUGGUCAGCCUCGCGGACAGGGACGGCGACGGCUGCAUCACGGUCGAGGAGUUCGGGGCGCUGGGCCAGGUCGCCGCCGGGCCCGCGCAGGGGACCGAGCUCAUGGACGCCUUCCGCGUCUUCGACUCCGACGGCGACGGCAGGAUCUCCGCGGAGGAGCUCCUCUGCGUGCUGCAGGCGCUCGGCGACGAGGACUGCACGCUGGACGACUGCCGGAGGAUCAUCCGCAGCGUCGACUCGGACGGCGACGGCUUCGUUGGGUUCGAGGACUUCGAGAAGAUGAUGAAGCAGCAGAGAUGGUGAUCGAUAUUCCCCUCCCUGGUGCUUCCUUCCCCUUGCUUCAUCCGACGGUCUGAGUCGUCGAAGAAGACGAAGAUGAAAGGCGCAAGCAACAUCUGACAGGAAGAAGAAAAUGGAUAUGAAUCUGAUCCAUGGUUUGUUUGAGAUCCAGCCCGUUUUUCUUUGAUCUCUUUCUUUUUUUCUUUUUUUUCCUUUUUUUGUGGGGACUUGGAUGAACGAUGGAUGUGAUCAGUCGUUUGGUGGAUCAGCAAGGGCUUCUGAUUUGAGUCUGUGAAUCGGAAAUCUGUUCGGUACCAUUUCAAUUUCUAUGUGUUUCAAAAUGCAGAGAAAAAUGGACAAAAAAAAUCUGCAUCUCUCUCUCUCUCUCUCUCUACAUAUAUAUAUAUAUAUAUAUAUAUGGACUACAGAGAGAAGUGAAGUGAAGCUUUAAAUGAGAAAUAUGAGAAUCCCUUCUUUA
This is a messenger RNA of Nymphaea colorata (pocket water lily), 1305 nucleotides long. RefSeq names its product probable calcium-binding protein CML36. Gene Ontology annotation, molecular function: calcium ion binding. Lineage: Eukaryota; Viridiplantae; Streptophyta; Magnoliopsida; Nymphaeales; Nymphaeaceae. Bases 219 to 851 code for a protein of 210 amino acids. The record is from RefSeq and is a predicted model, not a curated record. The transcript has a single exon.